AUGACCACUAUUGGCGCAUCCAAUCCAAGGGCAGUAGGGGACGGAGUCUGCUGCCUCUUCCCUACAAUCCACAACGUCAACCUGUCGACUAGUGAUGAAGGAAUUAAGACACUCGAUUUCGACCCAUGCGUAAUUCGAGCACUGAAAACAUCAGGCUAUGAAGUUCAAUGGAUCCUUUGCGCAGCAUGGGCGAUAGCUCUGUCGAGAUAUGUCGAGGCAGAUCGGAUCCGGUUUGCGUUUGAUACCGGUGCCGAAAGACAUAUCUGCAGUGUUACUCUCGACACGGAAUCUCCGGCAGGUACUUUAUUACGGGGAAAUGGAUGUGAUUUGUCCGUGUGGAGCAGGACCGAAGCCGAGGCUAUCAACACAGGAGUCUAUAUCCAAGAUUCACCCGACGAAUGUGACGAUUUCAAACAGUUACACGGAGUGAAUAUAGUGGGACAGUUUCACGGCUCUCAUCCUGUUCUGCAGCUUGCCUACCGAGGUCACUUGCUGUCGCCGUUUUAUGCCAAAAAUCUCGCCAAUACUGUCGGUCAUGUCUUGGAGUGUAUCCUGGAAGAACCUAUUCGGCGAGUCGGACAGAUCUCCUUGUGCUGCCCCAUUCAGCGACAGCGUAUUUUAAGCUGGCAGAAGAGCAUCCCAUUGCGCGAGGCCACGCAUUCCGCCAUAUAUGAACUCGUAGAAGAGCGUGCUGCGCAGCAAGCAAACGCCCAGGCAAUUGAGGAUACCGAUGGCUCCUUUACAUACGCGGAACUUGAUCAGCUGUCCUCUCGCUUGGCAGCGCACCUCGCGGAUAGACACGAUGUUCGCAGCGGGACAAUGGUCAUGCUAUGUGCCGCUAAAACGCGAUGGGUGAUCGUGGCCAUGCUCGCUGUAAACAAGGCCGGGGGAUGCUUUGUCCCCUGUGACCCCGAGUAUCCAGCUAGUCGUCGGCAUGCAAUGGCAGCAAUCUGCGGGUCUAGGAUCGCCAUCGUCUCAGCCGGAUACGAACACGCCUUUGAUGGAAUUGUCAACGAAACUCUCGUCGUCUCGGCGGCUACGGUGGGCACAUGGUUGGCAAAGCCACGAGAAUUUGCGACAAGCUCGACGGACCCGGCGUACUGCUUCUUUACGUCUGGAAGUACGGGCGAGCCUAAGGGAUGUGUUGGUUCUCACUCGGCGCUCGCAGCAGUUGCCCACCAGGUUCCCGCACUGCACCUCUCGCCUGAGAGCCGCGUGCUCCAAUUCGCAAAACUCGGGUUCGGAAUCUCUUUUAUCGAGAUAUUUUGCACGUUGGCCGCGGGGGGAACAAUCUGCAUGCCGUCCGAUCAAGAACGAAUGAAUGCGCUCACCGAUGCCAUGAACCGGAUGAAGGUCAACUGGGCUCUCCUCACACCAACAAUGGCAGAGUCGCUGGAUCCUGCGUCUUUGAAGACAUUGGACAAGCUAUUUCUGGGCGGGGAAGCGCCGAGUGAGGCCCAUAUUCUCAAGUGGGCGUCCAAAGUCGAGCUCUUUCAGGUUUACGGGACCACUGAAAUGGCCGGGGUAACAUGCGUCUCGCAGCAGAUCACCUCCCCCCAGGCUCGGCGGACUGUCGGCAGCCCUGCAAACACCCGUGUGUGGCUUGUGGAUGUCAAUCGCCAUGAUCGACUGGCUCCUAUCGGUGCCGUCGCUGAGCUUCUGAUUGGGGGACCAAGUCUGGCGGAUGGAUAUCUGGGGGAACCCGAGCGUAGCGACGGGUCGUUCAUCUCAGAUGCUCCUUGGAUGAGCGGGUCUGCGCUCGAACCCACGAUGCGUCGAGCUUAUAAGACUGGUGAUCUGGUACGUUAUAAUGAGGACGGAUGCCUCAGUCUGGUAGGACGGAAAGGCACACAGGUCAAACUGCGUGGGCAGCGGCUGGAGCUCGAGGAUAUCGAGUGUCAACUCACUCGGGUACUACAGGAUUCAGAAACUCUCUCCAACGUCCAGCGAGUUGUGGCUAUGGUCAUUGAGCCUGAGAUUCUAGUAGCGGUGCUCGUAAUACCAACUGGCAAGCCCAUAGUAAGCAACGGGCUGCAAUUCCACCCGAUCGAUGCUGGACAGAUGCUUUCGGACCUCGAGCAUGUCCAGUCGAAACUAUCGUCCUUGCUGCCCAGUUUCAUGGUGCCGCAGCUGCUCCUUCCACUCACGGAUCUGCCAAAAGGCGCUACAGGCAAAGUCGACCGACGCACGUUGCGGCGCCAAUUGAGCACCAUCCCGUUCGAAGAAUUACGUCGUCUGGCAGGAGUCAUAGUGCAAACACAAUCCCCUGAGACUGACGCGGCGCGAACCAUCCAUGCUUUGGUCUGUGAGGUUCUCAAGCUGACCUCAGACAAGGUUGGCAUGGGGGAUAACUUCUUCCACCUCGGGGGCAAUUCCAUGCGUGCCAUUCAGAUGGUUGCUGCUGCCAAACGCCGUUCUGUGCAGCUGACCGUUGCGGAUAUUUUCAAUCAUCCCGUACUAGCCGACCUUGCAUCCGUUGUUGGUACAGCAAGUGAUGCUUGCCCUUUGACUGUCAACAGCUUUGCCCUUGUCCGCCCCCCUGUGGAAUGCGAAAGAGAUUUCCGCCGAGCGGUUGCCUCCCAAAUGAACAUUGACCCUGCCAUUAUUCAGGACGCAUAUCCUUGCACGCCAUUGCAGGAAGGGCUCAUGGCGCUGACGGAAAAGUGCCCGUCAUCUUAUCAGUGCAGAGUAGUCUGCCAACUCAAGGACAGUGUCCAGAUCGAGGCGUUCAAAGCGGCCUGGGAGGCCGUCGUAGCGCAGAACGACAUCCUGCGAACACGUCUCGCUCUGGCACCAUCGCAGAACCUGAUACAAGUCGUCCUCCGUGAGCCUUUCGUGUGGGAUGCCCCACAACACCGAAUGAACUACCUGGCCCAGGCGGAACCAGCGGUCAUGGGGGUGGGAACACGACUUCUCCAUUGUUGUAUUUUAGACGACGAACCCAGUGGCCCAGUGUUUAUCGUGACCAUCCACCACGUGCUAUGCGACCGCUGGUCAAUUAGACUGAUGCUAGAGCAGGUGCAGUCAACCUAUCAGAACGGUCAUGCCGUCCAGCGAAACACUUUUACUCCCUUCAUUCAAUACAUCCAGCAGCAAUCACGAGGUUCCGACGCCUACUGGAGCACCAGCUUCACCAAUCUUGAGGCGCAAGUAUUCCCCCCACUUCCCCAACCUGAUUAUACGCCCGUUGCCGACGGAGAGUUGCGAGAGGAGUUUCACCUGCCCCCACGAGUAGCCCGAAACUACACUUUGCCCUCAUAUAUCCGGCUGGCCUGGGCGCUUGUCAUCGCACACAAUACGGCCGUGGACGACGUGGUGUUCGGCGAGACGCUCAGUGGAAGAAACGCCCGCCUCAACGAUGGUCAUGACAUUGGACAAGUCGUUGGUCCCACUAUCGCCACCGUACCCCAGCGCAUUCGACUCGACAUGACCAAGUCAGUCGACAAGGUCCUGGCAGAGCUGCAGGACCAAGUGGCUCAUAUGGCUUCCUACGAGCAGGCAGGUCUCCAGAAGAUCCGCCGAGUUUGCCCAGAGGCUGAAAUUGCGUGUUUGUUCCAGAGCCACCUGGUCAUUCAGCCGGCGGCCGACUUUCCAGAGGACAUCUUCCGCAGUGUACAGGCGACGUCUGUCUCUAUAGGCGGCUUCCUGUCGUACGCGCUGGCGCUUGAAUGCUGUCUGACGGAGGACGAGGGCCAUAUGACCAUGGUUUCUGGUUUUGAUAGUCGCGUGCUAUGUGAGGAUCGUGUCCGGCGACUACUCUCUCACUUUCAAAUGGUCUUGCGGUGUCUACUCGAGGACCCGUAUCAGCGGCUGGGUGACGUGCCCAGCGUAGGGCCUGCCGAUCUUGACCAAAUCUACGCCUGGAAUGCUACUGUCACCGAAGCUUCGCAGCAGAUCAUCCAUGAGGUAAUUCGACAACGGACACAAGAAGCUCCCUCGGCCCCAGCGAUAUCGUCUUGGGACGGAGAGCUCUCCUACCAGGAACUGGAGAAGCGGUCCAACCAGGUGGCAAUGCAACUUGUUGGGAGGGGAGUCAAACCAGGCAGCUUCGUCGCGAUUCUCUUCGAGAAAAGCAAGUGGACGACUGUGGCCAUUCUUGGUGUCAGCAAGGCGGGUGCCGCAUUCGUGCUCAUGGACCCGGGGCAACCGCACCAGCGACUGUCUACUAUUGCUCGCGAGUCUCAAUGCACGUUGAUAGUUUGCUCGGAGGCGACCAGGGCUCUAGCGAUGGAGAUCAUAUCAGCGGAUCUCGUGGUGGGAGACGACACGGUUGACAUUUGGGACUGCGAGGUGGAUUUGGCUCGACUGCCACAAGUAAACCCCCGAGACGCGGCAUACGCCGUCUUUACAUCAGGCUCCACGGGAACCCCCAAGGGCACAAUCAUUGAGCAUAGCUCCUACUGCACCUCGGCCAAGGAAUUCACCGCCUGCCAGCUGGUAGACAAGCACACCCGAAUGCUACAAUUCGCUUCCUACAGCUUCGACUGUUGUAUCGGGGAGAGCAUCAGCACGUUAAUGGUAGGCGGCUGCGUCUGCGUCAUCUCGGACGACGACCGACAGAACGCCCUCGCCCGUGCGGCCCGCGACGCCGAGGUCACCAACGCGAUGCUUACCCCGUCCGUAGCGCGCCUUCUGCGUCAUGAGGAUAUCCCCUCCCUGCGGGUGCUGUCGCUCAUGGGAGAGGCAAUGCGGCCCGCUGAUUACGACUAUUGGGCGGAGAGAGUAGUCCUGAUCAAUGGGUACGGGCCCACCGAAUGCUCCGUGGGCAUUUCGUAUCAGCAGUACCGCCCGGGCGUACAUGUACGGGACAUAGGGCGUCCCCGCGCCGCGGCGGCCUGGAUCACCGAUCCUCGCGACCACGAUCGCCUGGUGCCGGUGGGCGCCAUCGGGGAGCUGCUCCUGGAAGGUGACCCUGUGGCACCCGGGUACAUGAACAAUCCGGAGCAGACAGCGGAAGCUUUUCCCGAGAUUCCGGCCUGGCUUCGCGGCAUUCGGAAGACGCCUUAUCGGAUUUACAGGACGGGUGAUCUGGUGCACUAUAAUGAAGACGGCUCCUUGCGGUUUGUUGGGCGCGCAAAUGAUCAGAUCAAAGUACGCGGUCAGCGGCUGGAAAAGGGAGAGGUCGAGACGCAGUUGCGCCAGUGUUGGGAGUGGACGGACUGCUCACAACCUGCAGAGGUAGCUGUGGAUGCGGUGACGCCACUGGAGAACGCUGAUCGUGUUUGUCUCGCAGCGUUUGUCGUUAUCCAUAGCAAUACUGAGGAGACCCAGGACAUUUGGGCUGCUCCGGAUGCAGACUUCUGUCGACGGGCAGCCGACGCAGAAGCACAGUUGCAACAGCAGCUGCCGCACUUCAUGGUCCCCUCGAUAUUUGUGCCGCUCACACGGAUGCCUCGAAUGGCCAGCGGCAAGAUUGAUCGGCCAUUGCUGAGACGCCGCAUCCAGUCCAUGUCUGCCGAUGAACUCCGCACAUUCUUCCCUGCCGUUGCAUCGAGCCAUUUGAGCAUAUCCCCGGAGGAGGCGUUUCUGCAGGAACUCUGGGCACAAGUGCUUGGUCUUCCAGUUGAGCGAGUGGGUGUCGACGAUAACUUCUUUCACCUUGGCGGCGAUUCGAUCGCGGGAAUGCAGGUCGUCUUGCAAGCGCGUGCCAGGCAGCGGGUAUAUACACUGCCAGAUAUCUUCCAGUACAAGACCAUUAGGGCUCUCGUUCAGCAUACAGCUAUAUCUGAGAGCGAUACCGGUCACUCAGAAACUUCAGUCCCGAGCAAGAGGUCGAGUGACGUCCAAGCGUGUAAACAAUUACUGGCCGACGCUGGAAUAGCAGACCGGGAUCUUGAAGACAUAUAUCCAUGCGCUCCGAUCCAGUGCGGAAUGCUGCUGGUUCAGGCCAGUUCACCUGCUUUCUACCAUGUAGCCUUUACAUGGGAAGUAUUCAACGAGUCCGUCGAGACUGUCACAUCAGCUGUUCAACAGGUAAUCGCGCGACAUGCCAUAUUCCGCUCCUACUUUCUUGAGCCGUCUUUUCCCGAGUGUAAACAGCCCAACCUGUCGUUCAUCCAGGCUGUCGAGCGCUAUAAAUCCAGGGAAAUCCUCAUCCGGCCUGUCGCACAGCUGGACAGCUUCCCAGGUGAUUUCCAACCCUCAUUGCGGGAUCCAUCCCGGUUUACCAUCUACGAGGAUGCUUCAAGGGUCUGGGUCCGUCUGGACAUUACCCAUGCUCUAUGGGACGGAAUUACUUCGCUAUUCGUAGAGCACGACCUCGGUCUUGCUUGUCAGAACAGAUUACCCUCGCGCGCCCCUCCCCCAUUCCGGAACUAUAUCUCGUACAUCCAGAACCAAGACAAGGCGGCUGCCUCUGCCUUCUGGGAAGCGCAAUUGUGCCAAUUCGAGCCAUGUUACUUCCCCCCACUUACGUCAAACUUCUCCUAUGACCAAGGCACCUCUCAGUGUCGUCGAUUUGAGAUCGUCGACAACGCAGCAAUAGUCACAUACUGCCGCCAGUACCACAUCACCUCCCCCAAUCUAUUCUGCAUGGCAUGGGCGCUUGUCCUCCAUGUCUUCACGAACCUCGAGACCGUCUGCUUCGGGAACAUCGUUUCGGGGCGCGACAUCCUGCUGGAGGGGAUCGCAGAAAUGACGGGUCCAUUGAUAAACUGUCUUCCAUUCCGCGUAGACCUCAGCCGCGGGACAGUCACCCAGGUCCUCCAGCAGAUAUCGUCCGACUACGGGGCCAGUAUUGCGCACCAGACAUAUCCUGUGGCGGAGCUUGCACACCAUACCGGCCGCUCCCCAAUGGCCCUGUUCAACACGCAGAUUUCGAUUCGGCGACAAGAGCCCGCGGAACGGGAGGUCAAUCCGCGCACCCGCUUGCGAUCCAUCCAAUCCCCUGAACCGCAGGAGCGUCUCGUUAGUGUCUACGUGGUUAUAGAAGAGCAGCGCACGCGCGUCGAGCUCUGGCACUGGGAACCUAGUGUAUCUUCAGAGCAGGCUGCCAUCGUCGAGACAUGUUUCCGGAACGCCGUAUCCCAGAUACUGCAUUGCGCUGAGCAGCCUGCCAGGAGUCUGGAUGUCCUAACCUCGGAACAGAAACCGAUGAUCUAG
Messenger RNA from Aspergillus lentulus, 7101 nucleotides. RefSeq names its product nonribosomal peptide synthetase 12. Gene Ontology annotation, molecular function: catalytic activity; phosphopantetheine binding. Gene Ontology annotation, cellular component: cytoplasm. Lineage: Eukaryota; Fungi; Ascomycota; Eurotiomycetes; Eurotiales; Aspergillaceae. The record is from RefSeq and is a predicted model, not a curated record. Gene Ontology annotation, biological process: amino acid activation for nonribosomal peptide biosynthetic process; secondary metabolite biosynthetic process.